GGUCAUCUUCAAGUCUCUCCCGCAAACGCACCUCUCAGCCAAAGCUUAAUCCCACCUCCUACAGCUGGUCACCCGACGUGUCCAGUUCCAUCUUUACCGCUACCGCCGGUUUCCUUCUUCAUCUCCCUCCCUUUUAUUCCUCGAGAAAUCUCUGCAUAUAAAAUCCCCACCCCACUGUUUUCAAUCUUCAACCUUCGACCAUAUCAGAACGUCGUCUUUCCGAUCCCCGAUCGGACCUUCUAGAUCGAAUCACUUUACGCUUUCCUCUUCAAGUCCUUUAAGAUGGCAGAUAAUGACGAGGGAGAGGAAAGUAUUGUUCGUGGUAAGAUGGCAGAUAAUGAGGAGGGGGAGGAAAGUACUGCUCGUGGGAAUGAAUGGGAAGUUGUACAACUUACAGCGUCAACGUAUGCUGCUGCUCCUUGUCCAGGAGGAAUUGAGUUGAGCAAUGAGGAGAAGAGUGGUAUCUAUGGUGAGCAUGCGGAAACUUCUCGUGCUCUUUUCAUGUCUGGUCACUUUGCUUUUCCAACCAGUCAGCAUGAGAAUUUGCCUUUGAAGUCUGAUAGAAGCGAACAUGUGGACAAGGAUGUCUUAGCUGAGAUAGGUGUUGAAGAAGAAGGUAGGUCCAGUGGAAAGGAGGAAGAAACUUUGACUUUGAAAGGGUUGAAUGCUCCAGAUGAGUUUGCGGGGAAACAGUCUGUGACUGAUAAGGAUAACAUGCAGUUGAUCGGUGAUACAGAGUUUGAAGAAGGGUUAACUUCGGCUGACAAAGACCAGACUAUAAUGGAUGCUGCUAUAUAUCAUUUUGACGGUGAAACAGAUCUGAGCAGCUUAGCUGAUUAUGGUGAGAGCCCCGCUGUUCCUGGACUUAAUGAACCUUCAGAGCAAGGUUUAGGUUUCUCCGAGGAUACCCCGCAAUCCCCAAGGUCUCUUAAAGAUGAUGAAUUUGGUGUUUCUCGCCUGCCCUGUGGAGCUUGGUGGAAAAGAAGAGCUGCUUCCUUGUAUUCUCAUGCAAAAGAAGCUAAUGCAGUUUGGUCUAUUUUCGUAGCAGCGGCUGUGAUGGGGCUUGUGUUACUUGGGCAGCGGUGGCAAAAUGAAAGGUGGCUGGCUCUACAACAGAAGUGGCUGUUGAGCGUCAAUGAUCAGAAAACAGGAAGGAUGAUUGGUCCCAUAUCUCGUCUUAAAGACGUUAUAGUGAGCAGCCACCGCCGAGGAUCCUUUAUCAGGAGCAGCUCCUCAAGUGAGGUGUAAGAUGAUGACGAAAAAUACCACAGGGAGAGGAAGAGAGAAGUGAUGGACGGGGGAGAUGCAUAUGAGGGUUACAUGUUAGUUUGUUUCCAACUGUGGUUGAUAUAUAUUCCGUUUCUGGAUAGUGUUACUUGUGUAGGUGCUAAAAGAUAGAUAUGGCCGUCGUAUGAUCUUUUUCGAUCAACAUGAAUAUGCCGAUGUACAUGUUACUUGUUACUAUUUCUAUGAUGGAUGUUUGUGUUUGUGUUUUCGCUGGAGACGGGACCAAUUCGUGUGAUUGUUGUGAAGUGGUGCAUUCAGAAUUAAAGUUUUGUCAUGGUAAA
This is a messenger RNA of Malus domestica (apple), 1568 nucleotides long. RefSeq names its product ATG8-interacting protein 1-like. Lineage: Eukaryota; Viridiplantae; Streptophyta; Magnoliopsida; Rosales; Rosaceae. Gene Ontology annotation, cellular component: intracellular membrane-bounded organelle. The record is from RefSeq and is a predicted model, not a curated record.